CCGGCCCUCGCUCGCUGAGUCUGAGUCUGAGUCUGAAUCUGAUUCUGAUUCUCGCACAUGAUACAUAGUACAUGAUACACCAUCCUGUACGUAGAGUACCAGGCACAGCACAACACUGCGCUGCACUCCACCAACCCGUAGGUCAGUACUCGCAAGCUCAGUCGGGCAGGCACAACGACCUCGAAAUACCCAGAUUGGCCUCGCUCGUCGCACCUUCUUCGCCAUCAGAGUAAUCUGCCUCGCCCUGGACCUUCCGGUGCAUCACAUCAAUAAUAUCGGAUACACUUCCCCUUCCCCUUUCCUUCACCACACCCAAAAAACAACAAAUUAUCCCGCCAUCUAUUAAUAUUCACAAAGGCAAGCCGGAGCCUCCCUUCCCCCUCUCCUCCUCUUUGCCUUUCCCCUCACGAGUUUCAGCAUUUCGAGUGGGAAGCCGAACGAACCACUCAUUCCGUACGGCAGCAGAUAGCAGUGCGCGACCUCAGACUUUCCUUACGGGGGAUUGCCGCAAAUAAACCUGCGCUAUUUCAUCCACCAAGUCACACCUUACCCUCCCCUCCCAGAUCCACUGAGACUUGGGAUCCGUCCCAUCCAUCACCCCCUCCCCCUCCCAUCCACUUAACUGCGGCCCUCAGCCCAACGCCAACCGCACCACCACUACCCAGUCGAGCCAGUCCAGCCANCCCAGAUCCACUGAGACUUGGGAUCCGUCCCAUCCAUCACCCCCUCCCCCUCCCAUCCACUUAACUGCGGCCCUCAGCCCAACGCCAACCGCACCACCACUACCCAGUCGAGCCAGUCCAGCCAGCCUGUUUCCUUCGCCCCAACUCCAUCCCCUUCUUCCUUCUUACAACUUCACCACCGCGUCGACAUUCUCCCAUCCGUAACAAUCCGAACCAUCGUGGUCUUGAGAGAUCGCUAUUAUAGUCGGCGAGCCUUCCCAGUCCAUCACCAACACACGGGCUCUCGCCAACACACCACUCAUCCCCGUGUGCCGCCGCUGCCCGCCACUUUCCUCGAAAUCUAGUUAAUCACGACCACACUCGAUCGGACGUACAAGAAGUCAGCAUAAUUUGGAAGGAGUCGGCUGAAGCAAAACUGCAACUUCGCAACUUCGAUCUCAGGAUCCGUGGGUGCGGGGUUGUUCACGAUGGAUCAGAUGGAUUACACCAUGGAAGACACCCACGCAGGCCGUCAGCCAAAUACUACCCCUCAAUGCCAAUACCAGCCCAAUUUGAAUGUGUCUCCCCCUCGUGAGAACCCCCACUACGAUCCAGUCCACGAUUCAACUUCAUGGCCUCCAAAUAAUUCCUCCUCCCAUGCUCAGUCUCGAUCAUCUUUUGGGCAGCCACCCACCUUUUCACAGUGGGAAACAGGAGGACAAUAUGCUCCGCUCCACAGUUGGCAGAAUCAUAAUGAGUUGCACCAAACUCCACAAGCCAACUCCUGGGAAAUGAACAGCGAGAGAUUUCACAAUGGCCCGAUGGGUGGAAUGAUGAACUCGCCUUGGAACGAAUUACGACCUUUCGACUCGCCCAUGACUUUUGGCUACCCACCAUACCAUGCAGCCUCGUCCUCAAACAACAAUAACAACACUGCUAGUAACACUGCUGCGUCAAAUCAAAGCAAUGGAGGGACUUCUUCGCGAACACCCUCAGCACUAGCUCCAACUUUCAAUCCACUCCAACCAUUAUCCGUUCGCGAGACCGCCCAGCAAAUUCUCCAGCAUGAACUCAGUCGUUCGAGACCAGCGAGAACGGAAACCUCAACUCCGUCGUCCUCGCAUGCUAGCUCUCAGACCAGCCGGACUACCCAUUUUUUGGCAACCGAGGAAUUAAUGCGCAGCAGCCGUCAACCUGAACAUAGACCUGGUAAGCAUCUUACCCUCAACCCCCAUUUUGGAUGCUAAUCAUAAUUGAAGCCUACAUUCGAGCCAACCGAACCAGAAGUGAGAGAUGGGGUGAAACACCUGCAAGACCGCUUGGUUGGGAUCCUUCUGAUGACGAAGACGAGGGAGAACUCGAGGCAGAGGCUCGUCGCCAAGAUGCCGAAAUUUAUCUUGCGGCGGGUCGUGCAGAAGCUGAUCGUGCCAUGGCAGCCUUGCGUGGUGCGGCUGCUGUGGCUAAGAGAAUACCUUCCAAGGCAGCCAUAGCCUCGCUCGAGACCCUCAAGGCAGAAGAUCUCAAGCCUGCUGACAAGAGUAAGUAUACCCAGGCACCACAUCAAAGACUGCUUGUUCAUUUUUAACGAAUCACAGCUUGCAUUAUAUGUUACAAUGAAUUUGGGAUAGCCAAUCCAGAAGGACUAACUGAGGUUCCCCUUCGCUUGCCAAAAGUAUGCAACUUCUCCUUCCGUCAUUUCUUUGGUUCUAGCGGUGAAAAGAAUCAUUCAUCCUCUUAUUUCGAGUCGAAUUUCUGGCACUAACAGGUGAUAGUGUAAACACAUAUUUGGUGACUUGUGCAUCAAGAAAUGGUUCGAAGAUUCGGAUAGUUGUCCGUAUUGCCGCGACAAACUGCCAGCCGAACUUUCAUUUAGCAAGGCCAUGGCUUCGCAAACUGCCAGAGCGCACCGAGCUCAUUUCAUGCAACAUGCCUCUUUUCGCACGACCAGAGGUCUUCCUCCUCGCUAUCAGCAGUAUAGCGAGGAAAUGUCAGCAAGGUAGGAGUCCGCAAUUUUACACCGUCUCUUAGAAAAAUGACACUAACCGCUUUCCAGACAGUCCGCAGGCAGCUUGAUGCCUCGUCCAGCAGAAGAGCCCGAUUUUGCGAUGAAUCGAGCGUACCAAGCAUACGAAAGUGCUACGAAUAGAGCAUCCCAAGCAGAUUUCGCCGAAACUAGACGACGCCAGCAGUCUCGAGGACGAAAUGGGAACAGCAGAGCACCUCACACCUUACGCCCAAUGUCCGUUGGUUCCUCGCGAUUCCUCACGCUCUCCAUGAACCACCCAAACAGCCAACAGCGUAACCAGACUCAAGGUCACAGCUCAUCGGCAACCAUCCCUGCUACGAGCAAUCCCCAAAGAGCAUCUGCUGCGCUUGUUAUGGCCCGACAAACUAGUGCCAGCGAGGUUCUCGCCACCAGUACAGCAACCACUCCACCGCGAAACCGACCAUCGAGCAGUUUCUCAUCUCCCACCGAGGAACCUUCGCCUCCUAUCGCAAUGGGAUCAGGCGAAAGUACGAGAUCCCAUCGAACUCGUGACAUGAGCGGAAGAGACUCUUUGGGCAUGGUUGACGAUGGAUGGAUUAUGGGAAAUCUAGCGACUGGCGAGCCACGAAGUUCUUCACCAGGAACUUCCUCAUCACCUCCCAGAACUUUCACGGCAGCUAAUUUUACCUUCCAACAGCCACAGUUUGGUGAAUAUAAUAACGGUUUAUCCCGCUCAGAUUCCUCCACCUCGACCUCGCAAGCAAGAUGGUCGCAGUAA
Molecule: messenger RNA, 3427 nt
Organism: Hymenoscyphus albidus
Lineage: Eukaryota; Fungi; Ascomycota; Leotiomycetes; Helotiales; Helotiaceae
Source: the annotation of a GenBank genome assembly